CGGGCAGUGCCGGGGAGGGACACUUCACAACACCGAUUCUAUUCAUACAUAGGAAAUAUUUAUAUAUUUCUAUCUCGUUUACUCGUAUUGAGAAAUAAUCAACUGAAUGGUGAACAAGCGAAAUGGGAAUACGUUCGAGUGGAAAUUAUUAUGAGCCAGGCCAGGCCAGUCGCCAUGUAGAUUUUUUGAUGUGGGUGUUGUGUCUCGGGAUGUCAAACGCAUUAGCGAUUAUUAUUUUCAAGUGAAUGUUAAAUUUGAUGCAACUUAUCUUCGGAAUAAUCUAGUUGUGAUAAAUAUCGAUGUUAAGUGGACACAUUGCUUUGUGAUCGUGAACAAUUUGAGUGUGGUCAAGGCAGAUAAUGGACUGGUGGGGGGCUGCUAAAAUACUACGCUAGGAUAGUAACAACGUUUUACUACUCGAGAGGUGUUCGUGGUGCUAAUAAAAUUUCUCAUCUCGCCGCGAGCGAGUCGGACUUCCAUUUUGUUUUAUUAUGUGGUUUGUUCGUUGUUUAUACUGUGCAUCUUGCCUGCGACAAUGGAAAGUGACGGUGAUGGACAAUGAGUGAGGCGCGGUAGCGGCCGGCGGUGAUGCAGCGCACGCACGCGGGCGGCGCCCCCCCGCCGCACUCACACGCCCCGCCCCACACCCACGCACACCCGCACUACCGUGCGCAUGCGCACGCUCUCUAUGCGGACAUCGAUGAUCAGAUUCCCGCUUCGGUGAUCAGUAGCGUGGGAACGGUCAGCUUAUCUCAAUCCACAACAAACCCAACCCCAAACAUCACAAUGGCUAAUCCGACUAAUCCUGGCACUGCCAGUAGCACUAGUAACGGCCAAGCUUCGGCACAACAAACUACAACAGCGCCAGUGCCGAGAAACCUGCCUAAAAAACGCAAAUUCGAUCCAUCGGAGUUCGAAGAGAUCGAUCGGAGUUGCGUUUCAAAUAUUGCCGUAUCUGCUCCCAGUUACACCACACCUGUUAUGCCCUCUCCUAUCGUGCAACGGUCGCCACCGCCGUCCGAAAUAAAGUACACAAUGUACCCAAAUAUAGAUUUAUCAGAGUGGCGCGAUCACAGGGUGUUAGCGAAGCAACGAGGUUUAUACGUCCCUGGGGUUAUCCGGCAGGCGGAAGGUUGUAAAGUGUUAGUGGAACUGGACGGCCAAGAGAACGAGCCAGUCGAGUAUAGUGACGUAUUCGGUGUGAACAAGUACGACGUGAUCAGUGACGCCAGUCCGCAGCUCAGCCAUCUUCAGAUAGGCUCUGCGUGUGUGGUCCGGACUGUUGACCACAGUAGGGAGAGUGUUCAGAGUGUAUUUAUAGAAGGUCUCGUGUUUGAAGUGCACAAUUCGCCUAUUAGAAUUCGUGUUAGGGUGUUUGAGGGCGAGGUGUGCAAGGACACGGUGGAGGUGAAGCGCGCGGAUAUUCGGCUUCUGCAGCCGCCAUGGGCUGACGAGUUGGAAGACGCCGAUUGCAACGCUACUGCCAUAUACCCGCAGAUGUUGCGUGCGCACCAUCCACCUUCACAGAUCUGUGGCAGCCAUUUCUACACAUCAUCUCCGAUGGCUGGUGCGGUGGCAGGCGGAGGGUUAGCAAACGGCACUAUGGACGAGCUGCGCAAGCGCGCCUUCGACGACUACGGCGAGAGCGAUGAUGAUCUCAGGAAAGAAGACAUUAUGUUCCCCACUGACGCUUCACAUAUGGAGUGUAACAACAGCAAGCGCAGCAGUCUUCAGAGCCGAGGCAGCACAUCCAGUCUACUUGAACGCAGUCUCACGCCACGAUCUCAGCCACCCACUCCCAGAUCUCAAGCGGCGACCCCGCACAAGUACAAGAAGGGCGACGUGGUGUCGACUCCGACGGGCAUUCGCAAGAAGUUCAACGGCAAGCAGUGGCGGCGGCUCUGCUCCAAGGACGGCUGCACCAAGGAGAGCCAGCGCCGCGGCUUCUGCUCCCGCCACCUCUCGCUGCGCGGCGUCGCGCGCUCCUCCAACACGCCGCUGGCGCACUCCUCGCACACGCCGCAUCAGAGGAGCAGCAGCAAGUCGCUGUCGUCGAGCGGCACGUGCGUGGAAGGGGACGAGACGUCGCGCGAGUCCGACACCACGCCGCCGCACUACCGCGUCGCCGGACGCUUCGACCCCGACGAGACGGAGGCCGCCAACAUGCUCGUGUCGCUGGGCAGCUCGCGGUCGGGCAGCCCGGGCGCGUCGCCGGUGGGCGCGUGCGGCGGCGCCUCGCCCGCGCUGCGCAGCAACGUGUUCGUGCCCAUCUCCUCGCCGCAGCCGCACGCGCCCGCGCCCGCGCCGCUCGCCCCCUCCGCCCCCUACCACAGCCUCAUCAGGCCAGAGCUGGUCCGGCCGGGCAGGGUGAGUUCUCCUGUGAGCAGCGUGGCCACCAGUGUGAUCAGGGUGUCCCCCGCACCCACCUACCAUUAUCAGGUCGAAAAUCGAAACGGACCAUCGACCCUUCAGUCGAACAACCUCGUCCAGUCCAGUGUUAUCGGAAUCCAACAAGGACUCAACAUUCAAAGUGUACAAUCAAAUCUAAACGCUCCCACAACACUACAGUCCAGUUUAAAUCUACAACCGAAUAUAUCUCUCAAUUUAAACAGUUUGAAUUCACAAACACUUCAAACGAGCAUCGCAAAUUCUAUAAGAAACGCGAAAAUGGACGACGUACCGCAUAAUUUAGUGCUGCACAGAAAUAUGACAUCUAAUAACAUCGACUUAGAGCACAAUUUGUAUCGAGCACAGCCAUUGCACAUACGAAAUGGAUUAUACGAGGCGUACAGAAGAGACGAUAACCCAUCUCCAUUGAAUCAGGAGAAUUUUCUGAAUAAACGAGUCUCGGAAUACGAGGAGGAGGAUCAUUCCGUCCCUCAGAGUGAGUGUGGCCGAGGUGUCUGUGAGGGCCGGCCUCUAGAACUUUCCGAGGCUCGAGUGUUUGAAGACAAGCGUAUAGUGAAGCCCGCGCCGCUGCAGCCGCGACCGCAACAAUUUGACGACUCUAAAGACGCCAUUAAACGACUCUACGUCAUUCCGCCAAAUUCACUUGAAAAGAAACUCGUUUUGAUCAAAAAAGAACCAAGUGAUAUUAAAUUGUUGCAGAUGAGCAACAGUGAGCCGGAGCCCGAGGCAAGAGGACUUGACAACGGAGAUCAUAUGAACAACGUGGGUAACAGCGCGGUGAUAGUACAUCCCAGUCAGCUGCUGCCAGUGCUGCCGCCGCCCACCUCGCACACCGCCAUCAUUGUGUCGACUAGUGGCGUGUCUGGCGGCGUGUUCCCCUGGCAGUCGCUGGUGCCGCUGCUGAAGGCGGCCUCGCCCCCGCCCGCGCCCGCCUCGCCGCGCACGCCCCGCACGCCACACACCCCGCACACGCCCCACACCCCGCGCACGCCACACACGCCCCACACGCCGCACACCCCGCACCUCAAGUCCGAGGAGCAGAUCAAGUCGGAGGGUAAUGAAACGGUGACUUCGAUGUGCGCUGAUGAAGAUGAUGAGGUGUUCGAAUGUGAGGACACCGGUUCCGGCGGCGGAGAGGAUGCUUCCAAACGACGCACUCAGAGUCUCUCCUCACUUAACCAGAACUCAUCGGGCCCUGAAAAGAAGGAGCGUCGUAUCCGUCGUCCAAUGAACGCUUUCAUGAUCUUCUCAAAGCGGCACAGGCAGAUGGUGCACCAGCGACACCCCAACCAGGACAACCGCACCGUCAGCAAGAUCCUCGGCGAGUGGUGGUACUCCCUCAAGCCGGAGGAGAAACAGAAAUACAACGAACUUGCUAGUGAGGUGAAAGAGGCACAUUUCAAAGCACACCCGGAGUGGAAAUGGUGUAACAAGGAUAGACGAAAGUCGUCCAGUAGUAGAGAUCCUACGGGAUCUAUGCCUCAGAGUCCACGAACGCCAUCGGAUGCAGCGCACAGCGGGGCGGCGAGCGGCGCGGCGGAGGUGGGGCACAACGUGUCCGUGUACAGCCACGCCGGCUCGCCGCAGCUCAGCGACGACGAUCAGAUGAUGGGUCAGACAUUAGCAGAGGAGGUGCCAGCUCAGCACGAGAUCGAGCUGAAGUGUGUAGAGAAGGUGACGGACUCCGACUCCGAGGGUGUGGAGACGCGGGAGUAUGUGCCGCAAAUGGACCACACACGACGACCUAAGCCUAUCAAAGCCAGUAUCCUCAGGGCGGGAUCUUCUGACAACCUGCUGGGCGGGAUUACUGCCUCAAGUCCGGGAGGCUCCAAGGUCUUUCAGCCCACUGGUGGGGCUUUCAAGUCCACGCAUGUUGAUACAGGCGAUAAUCAUCGACAAUGGACGGCGUUCACAACAAUCAACAAGAGUUUAAGUAACCAAGUGCCAAGUUCCCCGCAAGUGCAAACUUGCACACAGAACUUGACCAAUAGCGUGCAAGGAAUCUCCCUCAAUACGCCGAAUAUGUCGACACAAGUGGCAUUGGAUAAUGCUAUAGCAUCGAUAAUGAACUCGCCCACUUCGACUAGUGGUGUGCAAGUGAUUUCCAGCGGGAUAUCGAUACCGAGCCAAUCGAUAAGUCAAACUCCAACAUCGACAGCACUAAAUAAUGCAUUACUAAAAAGUGUCACAUUAGUGAAAAGGAAUUUAGGAGAUACAGCUACUGCUGGACCUAUAACACUGUCGGUGGACGCAUCCGGCAACCUCUUCACAUACGUGCAGUUGCAGAGGUUGUACGUGCCGUCAUUCGAGGCCGAAGUGGACAAGAGUCAACAGCAGAAUGUGCAGAGCGGGCAGUCUGUUAUUGUGUCACAAAGUAGUCAUACGGCGCCCAAAACUACGUCUAAUUGGGAGAUCCCCGCGGAAGAGGCGCGUCCCUUCCCCCUGGCGCCGACGCCCGCGCAGCUCGGCAGAGCGCCGCUACAGAAAAGACUUAGUCGGGGUACAUCGACGGGUUCCACAGGAGCGGAGGCGCCGUGCCGCGGGGAGGCGCCGGCGCACGCGCAGGAGGGCGCGGAGGGCGAGGCGCUGCCCUCCCCCAAGCUGGCGGACAACCUGCCCAGCCCCUCCCUUAAAAAGAGCCUUUUUAAGAAGGGCAAUGAAGAUGGAAGGGAUAAGGUGCUGGAGACUGUGAACUUCGAGCAGAAGUUCAGCACGCUGCCGCAGUUCAAGCCGGAGGCGUGCAGCCCGGGCGCCAUGGUGGUGCCGCGCAGCCCGCACUUCCUACGCAAGAAACAUAACAAACUAGUUGCAGAGGAGGAGGGCGGCGGCGCGACGCCGGCGCUCCUGGAGGCGGAGGUGGUGGGCGGCGGCAUGCCCACGCCGCACUCCUUCGGCACGCCGCACACCACCACCAAGCUCGUCGGCAACACAUUCUUCGGACCUGACUUCAAUCUUGACAACUUCAGAGUGACAACGGAGCACGGCGGCGAGGAGAUGUCGCCGCAGACGCCGUGCAGCGCGAGCGGCGGCGGGGGCGUGUCCGGGGGCGGGGCGGGCGCGCGCGCGGAGGCGGGCCAUCGCCGCGUGCUGGAGCAGCGCCGCCAUCUGGUGCUCAAGCUGUUCCAGGAGCACGGCAUGUUCCCCACCACGCAGGCCACCUCCAACUUCCAGACGACGCACAUGGACAUAUUCCCCACGAAGAUGUCCCUGCAGCUGAAGAUCCGCGAGGUGCGGCAGAAGCUGAUGGCGCAGUCCAACCUCACGCCGCACUCCGAUCUCAACACACCAACUAAUGUGAAUUCUCCGAUAGUAUCGGCCGCGCUGUUGCCUACGUCCACCGCCAGUUAGCGAUGCGGUCACCCAUCCGAUGUUCUACAAUUGAAUUCUCACUAAAAUAAUCAGGUUUUAACAAACAUUUCUAAUUUAAAAACCUUCCGUUAUAAGCAGUUAUUACUAUACUUGAAAUUUAGUCUUGUUCGGUCCUAAUUGAAAAUAUAUUGAAUUAUAUGGAGAAUGGAAAUUACUUGGCGUUUGAUUUGGCACGUCAGAAUCAAGAGUCUUUUUCGCGACGUGCCAAAAGAUAUUCGGUGGAUAAUUCUCUAAUUUCGUUUUCUCUCGUCGUGAAGGAUUUUUUUUUUCAGAUUAAUUAUGGUAGUGUUUGUUAAAACAUUGAAAAUCGGUUAUUUCUGCCUUAUUUAAGUUCUCGAUGUUUCCAAGGCAUUUGUAUAUUUAUGAGCUUAAUCAUUAUAAUAUCAAAUUUAUUUGUUUUUUUGCAAACAUAUUCGAAAAUGUUUGUAGUAUUUGUUAAACAGCAAUAUUUGUAAUAAAACACUAAUUUCUUAUCUCGUAUUUUGCACAGAAUUUACUUACAUUUUAAUAGAUAAUAAAAUUGUGAACUUUAUUAUGGUUAUAAAAUAAAUUACGUAUGUUUGUGGUUGAUCUACAGAUUUGUAUAUGAUGAUUUUUGACAGUAAAUAAAUAAACUGGUAAAUAAUUUGUACUAUAAAAUCUGUUACACUAAAAAUACUAACAUGAAAAUUAAUUGGCUCAUUAGAAUGAAGAAUUAUUAAAAUUUCCAACAAUGAAAUUUAAAUAUAGGUUAAAUGCAAUUUUUUGGAUAUUAUGAAACUGUCAAAUAUUAUUAUAAAAAUGCAAAAAUGUUGAACGAUGCGUGAAAUGCAUUUAAAUGAAUCCGGUUACGUCUUUAACCAUUAUUAUAAGAUAAAAAAAAACGAGAAAAACAAAAUAAAAAAUUGUACAGUAAGUGGAAUGAACGAUUUGCAGUCUAUAACAUUGUUUAGAAUAGACAACGUUAAUAAUAUAAGGGCAAUUAUUUUUUAUUUCUAUAGAUUAGUUGAAUUUAAUUAGAUACAGUCCCAUGAACACUUUUUCCAAUUUUCCAGAAUGUUCCAUGUGUUUAAAUAUUUUAAACACAGUUAAAAAAAUUGGACUCUCAUAAGUUUUGACAUAUUGCGUUUUCUAUUUGUAUGGAUUUAAACCUUGUAAUAACAAAAACUGUUACGUCUCUACAAAGUUAUACCUUUUAAAUUAUGCAUAGUUUCAACAUUAGAAAUAAUUUUUUUAGCGUUUCGAAUAAAAAUGUGUGCUUUUGAUGACAAAGAUCUGUCUAAAAGCGCUAAGCAAACUGUGUUUAACAGAAAAAAUACUGAUUUGCAAUUAUGUUUUCAAUAUAAUUAAAAAUGACUUUAAAUGUCGUGUUCAGUUAUUCUUAUUUGAAACGCUAUUAUGUUGGCAUAUAAACGAUGACUCAUAAGUUAAAAAAAACUGAUUAUGGGCACGAUCUCAUUAUGUUUAUUUGUAAGUGUAAUUGUUGGAUUUAUAAGCUUGUAUAAAACGCGAUUUCAUCGUAUAGUAAAUAUUAGACCUGUGUAGUGAAAAGAGUUACAUGAAAAUAUGUAACUUUUUUUAUUAGAUAUGUCGAUGUGUAAUCGAGUGGCAAAGCUCAAGUGUAGUUAGUUAAUGACAGUUUUGAUUUCAACAUUGUCGAUGUUUUGCAAUGAAAUGGGUAAUUGUGCAUUUACUAUCGGUUCUCGAUAUAUCGCUCGUUCGUGCAAUAUGAUUUUAACGAGUGAGUUUAAAGUAGGGGAUAAACGACGUCCAUUUGUCAACUGAUGUAUUUGUACUGCGCAAGCGCAUAUAAUGGAUAACGGGCUUAGUACGCGGUUGGUUAGUUGUCUACUUCUUGAUAUAAUAUUUAGAAAUUCUCUUGCUUAUUACUUCUAGAAAGUACAGAAGUACAAAAUGUGGUAUUUUCAUUGUAUAGAUGGCGUUAGUGAGCAUUAUUAGUUGCAUUUGGACGAUUUCGAAUUAGUGAAAAAUUUGGUGCGAAUUUCAAAAUUAAACGAAAUCGAAAAAAUAUUGUAUCGUUUUAUGAUUUGUUGUGAUGUCGGUCUUCCACGCGUUUUAUUAUUUUUCUUUUUUAUACUUUAGAUGGAUAUCUACUUAUUUAAAAUAUUAUAUAGUAAUUGUGUACAGUGAUUUAAGUGAUACUGUGUGAUUUUGAAUCUGUUUUUUUUUGCCAUUUUUUUUUGUGAGACUCGAUUUUAAAGCCGCUUUUAAUAUUGAUUUUUCUAUUGAGCAAAUUAGGAACAUUUCGACUCGUACCAAUAAAUUUCGUAGAAAGUUUUUAAAAUACAGAAAUGACGAGGUUUUACAGUAUAUCAGCUCAAAUCAUUAUCGACACUAGAUAAAUCAACGUAUAUAACAAUCUCAUUGUAAAUAUAGUUUUUAUUAUAACAAUUUAGCAAUAAGCGUUCCCGGCUCUCAAAGCGAUUAUGUUCUUUUAGAAAUCGCUAAUUGUUAAAAAGAAAAAAAAAACGUUUACUAUGUGAUUAUACUCUGGUACUUUUGGCCAAUAAAUAUUUAUAUAUGUAUAUCAAAAUUGAUAUUUUUUCAAAAUGAUCUCUUUGGCGUUUAGAUAAAUUGCUUUAGGAGUCUGGAAUUAAAAAUGAAUUUAUUAAUAAAAUAAUAUGUAUAAGAAGAUAUUUUCGCACUGUUACAAUCUUUGAUAGUUGUGUAGAUGGUCUAAUACCAAAUAAAGAGAGGUCUCUCGAAAAUUCUUUAACCUUUUUAUUAAUUAUGAAAAUAAUUUAUAACCAAAAAAUGUCCGUCUCGUGUCAUUUCCAUAUUUGUGAAAUAUUUUCCAAGAAAGUAAGCGCAACGUUAUAAAAGAAUUCCUUUAAGUUUUCCCGCCAAAAGAACAAUCGUUCAAAUACAAGUACCUGUAAAUUAGAAAAAUGUUUAUGGUUCAUAUUCAUCAUUUUCUAUGGUUAUAAAAUUCUCGAGAGUCUCCCUCUAACUUUGUAGUCAAUUGGUCAAUAAUUGUUGUGGUACCCUAGAUAGCAAGAACAUAACUGUUGUUACCAAUUAGUAAUAAUCCUUUCACGUUUAUACAUUUUUAAAUCGAAUAAAACACUUAACUCGGCUACAGAACUGACAACUUAAAAGUGAUGUUUGCAGGCAUAACUGUCAAACUUGUCAGUUCGGUUUUGCUUAUAUUUUUCUGUUUUUCGGCACAAUUCAACUGUUUCAUGACAUUGAAGGUUAUAUUUCAUUACGUAGUAUGCUAUAGGCAUUGCUUUCUCUUUGUCUAUGAUUUGUGUUAAAAAAUUAUAGACUUAUUAUGGACGUGUUAUCAUGGAGUUUUCACAGUGAAUUUUAAUGUAAAAUAAAUAUUUUUCGAUUGAAUAGUUGCAAUCCCACAAAUUGUGUAACAGGAGUUAGAUAAAUGCAAUUUAACAUGAACUUUGAAAUAAGACAGUUUAACAAACAGCAAAUCCGCUCUAUUUAAGUUCGAAAUAUCUUUUUAUUUGCAUAAAAAUAACACUUAUUGGAUAAAGGUGCUUUAUAACACUUUGUAAAAUAAUAAUUUCUCUUGUCAAUGGAUUAUUUCGUCUUGCUUUGAUAGCGUCCAUUUGUUUUAAGUUUUGUUGUACGAUUGAAUCUUUUGAGUGCUAGUAAUAAUAACAAAUAUGAAAAUUCUAUUACUGCGUAUUACUUGUGCCUUAUUGACUCUCACAUCUUAAUGUAUGUUUUACUCGCGAUUUCUGCAUCAGUGGUAACCCACGGUUAUUUUAAGUUAUAGUUAAGUUUGAAAGUCAAUGAACAAUCAGUAAUAAGCAGUACUCUUUAGACUGAAAUAACAUUUGUUUCACUUAAGUUACAAUGUUAUAUUUUAAGAAAUAUUAGCAAUUAGUUCGAAAAGGACAUUUUAAAUGAAGCAUUUCAUAUUCGUUAUUUAUUUCCUUCUAAAUAAGGCAUUAGUCUAAUUUAGUGAAAGUGCCGUAAAUGUAAAUAUCAAAUUUAGAUGGUUUAUUUAGUGUUAAGUGUUCAAUUUUUGAUGUAAAAUUAAUGCGACAAUGGUAACAGAAUAAUUGAUGGUGUAUCAAUUUCAACUUUCCGAUUUAAAUGUGAAUCCAACUAAUGGACCAAUAAGUAGCACUCUAACUUGAACUAAGACAUUGUAAUGGAAUGUACCGCGCUGCCGACCCCUCACUCCGAACAUUGUUCAAACAUAUUGGAACAUUGUACCAACUUAUGUUAAACAUAAAAAAUCAUCGAAAAAUA
This is a messenger RNA of Papilio polytes (common Mormon), 9996 nucleotides long. RefSeq lists its product as uncharacterized. Gene Ontology annotation, biological process: regulation of transcription by RNA polymerase II. Gene Ontology annotation, molecular function: RNA polymerase II transcription regulatory region sequence-specific DNA binding; DNA-binding transcription factor activity, RNA polymerase II-specific. NCBI's taxonomy places the organism in Eukaryota, Metazoa, Arthropoda, Insecta, Lepidoptera, Papilionidae. The record is from RefSeq and is a predicted model, not a curated record. The transcript is spliced from 30 exons. The coding region runs from base 589 to 5757 and encodes 1722 amino acids. Gene Ontology annotation, cellular component: nucleus.